This is a messenger RNA of Mandrillus leucophaeus (drill), 896 nucleotides long. RefSeq names its product retinol binding protein 1, cellular (gene RBP1). Gene Ontology annotation, biological process: fatty acid transport; vitamin A metabolic process; retinoic acid biosynthetic process. Gene Ontology annotation, cellular component: cytosol; nucleus. Gene Ontology annotation, molecular function: fatty acid binding. The record is from RefSeq and is a predicted model, not a curated record. Lineage: Eukaryota; Metazoa; Chordata; Mammalia; Primates; Cercopithecidae.
ACUGAACGUCAGAAACGAAAGUGGCGCGGCCUGGACAAACCUGACCCUUCGACAUCCCCCGCCCCUGCGCCCGCCCUCGCUAAGCGGGGAGGGGCGACCGCUACAAUGGAUCCUCCCGCAGGCUUUGUGCGCGCUCGGAAUCCAGCUGUCGCCGCCCCGCAGAGCCCCCUGUCCCCGAAGGGCGCUCAUUUCCGGGCCGCCCACCACCCGCGUAGCACCGGCAGCCGCUGUCCCGGCAGUCUCCAGCCGUCCCGCCCGCUCGUGGCCAACUGGCUCCAGUCACUCCGCGAAAUGCCCGUCGACUUCACUGGGUACUGGAAGAUGUUGGCCAACGAGAAUUUCGAGGAGUACCUGCGCGCGCUGGACGUCAAUGUGGCCUUGCGCAAAAUCGCCAACUUGCUGAAGCCAGACAAAGAGAUCGUGCAGGACGGUGACCAUAUGAUCAUCCGCACGCUGAGCACUUUUAGGAACUACAUCAUGGACUUCCAGGUUGGGAAGGAGUUUGAGGAGGAUCUGACAGGCAUAGAUGACCGCAAGUGCAUGACAACAGUAAGCUGGGACGGAGACAAGCUCCAGUGUGUGCAGAAGGGCGAGAAGGAGGGGCGUGGCUGGACCCAGUGGAUCGAAGGUGACGAGCUGCACCUGGAGAUGAGAGUGGAAGGUGUGGUCUGCAAGCAAGUAUUCAAGAAGGUGCAGUGAGGCCCAGGCAGACAACCUUGUCCCAAGGAAUGAGCAGUGUGGAUGUGUGGGCCAGGAUCCCCCUCUUUGCACAGCAUGAGGCAAAAAUGUCCAGCCACCCCCAGGCAUCUGUUAGCAGAGUCUGUCUCUUGGCUUUGUCUCUUUUCCUUUUCUUAAAACAAAGCCAUGCCAAUAAAGUGAUCUGUGUUCAAAACGUC